This is a messenger RNA of Leptomonas pyrrhocoris, 1378 nucleotides long. Its product is annotated as peptide chain release factor-like protein. The transcript has a single exon. Gene Ontology annotation, biological process: translational termination. Gene Ontology annotation, molecular function: translation release factor activity. The record is from RefSeq and is a predicted model, not a curated record. Lineage: Eukaryota; Euglenozoa; Kinetoplastea; Trypanosomatida; Trypanosomatidae. Bases 59 to 1378 code for a protein of 439 amino acids.
GUUGUUCUUUUUUCUUCAUGCUGUGGCGCUCACCAGCGGCGUGUCCGAAGCGUCAGGAAUGAUAUGGCGAACGGCUCGUUUGCUGUUCGGUGGUGGUGGCACCCUAGGCGGCGUCAAAAAAGUAGGUGCAGUUAAGUUGCACUACAGCAAUUGGGUGCUUAGCGACCCCACGAGGGCACUCAUCAGCUCCCUUCAUCACCCGCUCGUCACAGAGUACUUGAUACGGCUCAACGACAAGCGUGUUGCGAUCGAAAAAUGGCAAGAAGAUUCAGUGAGCAAUUCAAACAUUCCUCCACUUCUUAACAAGAUUGAUUCUUCGCCGUUUGACUACGUGAAGUGGAACACAACGUAUCGUGACGAGGUCGAUACUGCCCAAAAAGUCGCGUCUGUCCUGCUGCAGCUCGACGAGAACGUUGCGUUGCGUGACCAGCUACAGGCAAAGGCAACACGAAACGAGGGAGAUGAGGAGAUGCUUGAGCUGGUGAAAGAGGACGUGGCUUCUUUCACAGAGCAGCUGCGUGCGCUGGAUGGAGACGUGAACGCGUUGAUGGAGCGGCGUAUUGGAUCGGAUGACAUGGUUGGCUCGUCCACCAACGUCUGGAAUAUCAAUGUUGAGGGCAAGGCCGGGGGUGAAGAGGCGAGUCUCUUCGCUGCGGAACUGGCAGAGGUGCUCCGCGCCUAUGCAGUGGAGUGCCGUCAGUGGCAGAUUCGCCCGGUGGAAAAGGGGGACGGCAGCGAGGCCCCUCUCACGAACGAGUUUCAGGUAUGCGGCGAUAAAGUGUACCGCAACUUUCGCCACGAAAUCGGAAUUCACAAAGUUCAGCGCGUGCCCGUCACCGACGCUGCCGGCAAGAUGCAAACUUCCACUGCGGUGUUCACCAUGAUGCCGGUGUUGGAUCCUGUAUCGGUCAACGUGCUCGAGGGCGACUGCAAGAUCGACUUUGUUCGCGGGUCUGGUCCUGGCGGACAAGGGAUGCAAAGCAGUUCAAACUGUGUUGUCCUGACUCACAAGCCGUCUGGCAUUUCAGUCAAGUGCCACCAGUCGCGCUCAGCGCUCGGAAACAAGGAGCUGGCCCUGCAGAUGGUUGCUCAACAGAUACUGGCGCAGAAGGUCAAGGAGCAAAACAGUUCAGUGCACGAGGCAUGGCGAAACCAGUGGAGUAGUGGGGAGCGUUCUGACAAGAUGAGAACGUACAACUACCCACAAAAUCGCGUGACAGACCAUCGCAUCGGCAAAGACUUUCCGUUGUCUUCGUUUAUGAAUCACGGGAAAGGGUUGGAAGGCCUCCACGAUGAACUCAACGCCAUCAGUGACCAUGAGCAGAUGAACAGCGUGCUCCUCAAACACAUCCAAGGCGAAUUUGGAAGCGCUGUCUAA